Molecule: messenger RNA, 1552 nt
Organism: Actinia tenebrosa (Australian red waratah sea anemone)
Lineage: Eukaryota; Metazoa; Cnidaria; Anthozoa; Actiniaria; Actiniidae
Cellular component (GO): extracellular region
Source: RefSeq, a predicted model, not a curated record
AAAUCAGUACCUUGUAGCUCUUGCACAUGGUCGCUACCUCCAGAAACAGCAGGAAAUAAAGACAACUUCUCGGCUCAAAAAACACWCUUAAAGAUCAGAAAUACGCUUCUUUGUAGUGUCUUGUACUGAAUUGAGUUCUUUUAAGAUGGACGUCUUUGCUCGCAAGUCCUUAGAGGCCCACAAUAAAUAUCGAGCUCAGCACAACGUGCAGGCUCUCACGUGGUCUAACAGUAUUGCACGUGAAGCAGAAGCAUGGGCCAAGACUCUCGCUAAGAAAGGCAAGCUGAUGCACAACAAGGACAGGAAGUCAGGAGAAGGAGAAAAUAUAUUCAUGAGUAGUGCAGCAGACUUUGAGAGUGUUGGUGCUGAUGCUACAGACAGCUGGUACUCUGAGGUCGAGAAAUAUGACUUCAAGAGGGGUGGUCACCAGCCCCAGACCGGCCAUUUUACGCAAGUGGUAUGGAAAGAAAGCACAGAGCUUGGAAUGGGCCGCGCGAAGUCCAAAAACGGGAUGGUUUUUGUCGUAGCCCGCUAUAAACCUGCGGGAAACAAUCUGAGAGACUUUGAUAAUAAUGUGCUACCAAAGGUGUCGUCAGGUCAAAGGUCACCAGGUACGAAUAACGAGAUCAACAGUGCUAAGCAACCACAACCAGCAGAACAGAAGCCAACUUACAAAGACGAAAACAAAGGAAUGAGUCCAAUCAAUUUGACCAUUAAACCAACCACGGUUACUCUAGAUGGGAACAAUAUCUCCAAUAUUCUACAAUCUCACAACAAAUACCGUGUAAUGCAUGAUGCAGCGCCAUUGAAGUGGUCAGAGGUCUUAGCUCGAACUGCGCAGGCGUGGGCUGAGAAGAUUGCACGCGAGGGACGCCUAGUUCAUGCCAGUCGCGAGGAUAGAUACUACAAAGGCGAGAAUAUCUGCCGUAUGUGCAGCCACUUUAACACUGAUGAUGCUAUUAGAAUAUGGUACUCAGAGAGAAGUAACUAUGACUACGACAAGCCGGGAUUUGAUCUGAGCACCGGGCAUUUUACCCAGAUCGUAUGGCGGGAUACCCGGGAAGUUGGUGUGGGAAUGGCGAAGAGCCCCGAUGGGAAGUUAACUUACAUGGUGGCCCGAUACAACCCCCCGGGGAAUAUUCUCAAUAGGUUUGAGGUGAACGUUGUAUCUGACGUUCAGUGAUACUAACAGCCGAGGACUGCAGAUAAUCUGCGUCUAAUGGCUAUACGUAUUAACUCACAUUUAUAUUAUUGGCCAAUCAUUGUUUAAGUAAUUUUUCCAUCAAGUAUAAGCUUAACAUCCUCGUAAUCGAAUACCAACUUACUUACAUUUAAAAUUAUUUGUAUCACUCGCAUUCAAUCAUCCUUAAACCAUUCAAAAUCCAAUAUCUUUUUCGACUUUGCGCCUUUCAUUGUCGGUUUAUGAUUUAAUACAUUAAAUUCCUGUAAGAGUUAAUCAAAAUAACCUAUAAAUAAUGAAAAAUUAUUAUCAAUCUCCUUAAAUAAAAUAUUCGUACUUCUUUAUUAUAAGUGAUUAAAGGUUUCUAUCGCA